This is a messenger RNA of Camelina sativa (false flax), 2232 nucleotides long. Its product is annotated as protein PTST homolog 3, chloroplastic. Lineage: Eukaryota; Viridiplantae; Streptophyta; Magnoliopsida; Brassicales; Brassicaceae. The record is from RefSeq and is a predicted model, not a curated record.
CUCUCACACUCAGUCGUCAUCUUAAUAAAUAAAUGAAAGUGGGAACUUCACAGAGGGUUGAGCAAGUCCGGCCAUGGCGACGAUUACUCAUAUCCCUUUCUCUAUCUCCUUCCCAUCCUUGGAAUUUCGGAAACCGUUGCUCUAUUAUCAUCGUCGUAAUCAGCAACCUCAACUUUGUGUUUCGUACCUGAAUUCCACGAAGAAACAUAGUUUUGUCUGUUUCGCUUGUUCCAUCAAACCACCCAGAGUUCGUAAGAGAGUGAAGAGCAAUGAGGAGCUUCGGAGUGAGAUUAUGGAGUUCGUUGCUUUGGCUGGGAUUCCUGAAGGUCACGUGCCGUCCAUGAAGGAGCUUUCGGCACAUGGAAGAGUUGAUCUUGCCAACAUUGUCCGACGAAGGGGAUACAAGUUUAUCAAGGAACUUCUUGCAAAUUCUGAUAUUGAAGAAGAAGACUGUAAAGAGCUAGUCUCUGAGCAAAACGCCAACUUGGAAACAAGUGCAAGUCCCAUUUCUUUGGAAGAUUCGAUAAAAGAAGGUCAGGGCGAAGGAGCACUGGAUGUGGUUGAUGGAAGAAUGCCUCUUGAUCAUGAAAAAAAUAGUUUUGAUGCGAAUGAUGUUGUCAUAAAUUCAAGUACCGAGGCUGAAGAACACGGAAGUUUGAGUAUAGAUGAAUCGCCAUUGGCUGGAGUUUUAAGCAUGCAAAACUCCUUUUCUAACUUGGCUGACACUGAUCAUUCGGGAGAUAUUACAGAAAACCGUUUGAAGAUUGAGAGUGUGGAGCUCAACAAUAGAAGUGCUACUGAAAACUCAUCUUAUGAAGCUUCAAUAUCUGCAAACCAUUCCCCAGUUUUAGAUGAUACUUCAAGCAGCUGUCCAGACAUAGAAGCUGACAAUGUUUUGACGACAGAGGAUAAGGAGGUGAAUGAUGUGGAAAAAGAUACCUAUGAUCACUACACCAGUCCUACCUAUGAUCAUUAUACCAGUCCUACCUAUACUCAUUACACUAGUCCAGGUCUCAGUAACAUCAAACAUGUUGACAUUGCUACUGAAUCCUCGUCUGCUUUGACCUCGGAGAACACCAUGUCAAGUGCAGAGAAUUUUCAGAAUCAGCAGAUUGAUGAUGUGGCUGGAAAUCGUUCUGGUAGUGCCGAUGAUAGUUUAGUUGAGUAUGAGGACAAGGAUUGGAUGUUAGGAUUUUCUUCUCCCACUUCAAGCAUAGAAGAAAAAACAAUCAGAUUUAUUCAGAACGGAUACUUGGAUACAGUUGAUGAUGAAGAAAUUGACAUACCUAAUGAAAGCUAUCCUGAAACUGAAGAAAGUGCAGAGACAACCAAAGGUGCUGAGUUCAUAGGAGACAGUCGUGGUGGCCAGAGAAGUAUGAGCACUCCACCAAAUGGAACUGCCCUAGCAUUGGAGGAGUUUACUGAUGCUACAGAAGUUAAUAGCUCUGACAGGAUUAGUGAUCAGAGAGAUGGGAGUGCUGACAUGGAUACGGAUCCACAUGAUGAGACCAGGAAACGGGAAAAUCAGGUUGAAAUUACUCGGCUGAGGUUCAUGCUGAAUCAAAAAGAGCUGGAGCUGUCAAGGUUGAAGGAGCAGAUUGAAAAGGAAAAGCUUUCUCUUUCAGUUCUCCAAAGACGGGCUGAAACAGAGAUCCAAAAGGCCCAAAUGCUUAUCUCAGAGAAGGAAGUUGAAUUACAAGAAGCUGAGGAAAGUCUUUCAGGAUUGCAAGAGAUUAUGAUUGAAUAUUGCGGAGAUGGUAAUGUUGUGGAAGUGACUGGUAGCUUCAAUGGGUGGCAACACCGAGUGGGAAUGGAACUACAAGCAUCCAAGUCAAUCGGGAAACAGAAAUGCUGGUCGACAUUACUGUGGUUAUAUCCCGGUACAUAUGAGAUAAAGUUCAUUGUGGACGGGCAAUGGAUAACAGAUCCUCAAAAAGAUUCGGUUACAAGAGGACACAUCACAAACAACAUUCUCAAAGUAGAGAGCUGAUGAUUUCUUGCUUUUACUGUUUUCUCGAGUUGAAUUCAUUCCGCAUGAGCGGUGUGGGCUUCAACAGGUGAAAGGAGCAGAGCAAAUCGUUUCAAAGUUUUGUUAGCCUCUUCAGUUAUCGUUUCAAAGUUUUGUUUUAUUUCAAAGUCUUUGCUUUUUCUUCUUAGGGCUUUAGGUGGUAGUAGACUCUGUACAAAAUUGUAAUUUCAGGUAAAUGAUUAAAAUAAUACAACACUUAUGUC